AUGGCCAUGCUCAGAAACCCCUCGUAUUCUCCGGUGGGUCAAUGGCUUGUUCCACCAGCAUUUCGCACAUCAGCCGCGCUCCUACGUAAUCUGCCACCGCCUGUUCCUCGCCAUCGACGUCGCUCCAUCACAAACGCAACCAAAACCGACUACAUCCCCUCCCUCCUCGCUGUUCCUCGAGUCGCGGCGAAGCCAGGUGGUUGGCAUCCCACUUUGAUCCACUCUUCCCGAGACAUCAAGUUCACAGUCAUCAGACUUGCUCCUGGUCAAGGAGAAGUGCCGACUCACUGGCACAGUCAUGUGUGGAACUACUUUGUCCCGCUGGAGGGAGAGGCAGUCAUCGAGACAUAG
Messenger RNA from Fulvia fulva, 351 nucleotides. RefSeq lists its product as uncharacterized. The record is from RefSeq and is a predicted model, not a curated record. Bases 1 to 351 code for a protein of 116 amino acids. Lineage: Eukaryota; Fungi; Ascomycota; Dothideomycetes; Mycosphaerellales; Mycosphaerellaceae. The transcript has a single exon.